AUGGCGUGGUCAUUAGUUUGUCCUGCAAAUCGAGGAAUUGGUCUCUACCUGACACGACAUCUCCUUCAAAAUACACAACUUCCUGUCGUGGCAACCUCGAGGAAAGAUAUUGAAGGAACCAAGGAAUCUAUUUUGUCGAAUUUGGAUGUUGAUCCUAAGAGAUUGACAGUGUUGGAAGUUGAUGUUACAAGUAAGUGGCCAAGCCACCCAAUCAUCUCACUUCUAUUGAACCUCAGAUACAUAAAACACAAGAAGUCUCAGGUAAAAAAAAAGGAAUUAACAUACUCAGACGAAUCUACCAUCUCCGCCGCCGCCCAAGAAUGCUCCUCUCUCUUCCCCCCCGCAACCCACCAUCUACGACUCGCCUUCUCCAUCCCCGGUAUCCUUUAUCCCGAAAAAUCCCCCGCCCAAUUAGAUCAAUCACAAAUGCAACAUACAUUUGCCGUUAAUACAAUCGGACCCCUUCUCCUCACUAAACACUUCUCCCCCUUUCUUCCUCCUAAACGUUUAGAUCUCUCCCUAUCUCCAAGCACAAAAAACCUCCCACCCCACGCCCUCUGGCUCAACAUGUCAGCCCGCGUAGGCUCAACCUCAGAUAACGCACUAGGAGGCUGGUAUAGUUACAGAGCUUCUAAAGCAGCUGUCAAUUCUUUAACGAAGACAUUUGACCACUUCCUAAAAACUAGACAUGGCGAUAACGCAAUAGCGAUUUCGUAUCAUCCAGGGACGGUGAAGACGGGGUUAUCGAAGGAUUUCUGGGGAGGAGUCAAGGAGGGAAAGUUGUUCAGUCCCGAGUUUGCAGUGGAGAAGAUGUGGGAUGUCGCUAUGAUGAAGGGGAUUGAGAGUAGAGGUCGAUGUUGGGAUUGGAGGGGGGUGGAAAUUCUGCCUUGA
Sclerotinia borealis F-4128 is the source of this 891-nucleotide messenger RNA. Lineage: Eukaryota; Fungi; Ascomycota; Leotiomycetes; Helotiales; Sclerotiniaceae. The record is from the annotation of a GenBank genome assembly.